Messenger RNA from Aureobasidium pullulans EXF-150, 1451 nucleotides. RefSeq names its product aromatic prenyltransferase. Gene Ontology annotation, molecular function: prenyltransferase activity. Gene Ontology annotation, biological process: alkaloid metabolic process. The transcript has 2 exons. Lineage: Eukaryota; Fungi; Ascomycota; Dothideomycetes; Dothideales; Saccotheciaceae. The coding region runs from base 6 to 1376 and encodes 456 amino acids. The record is from RefSeq and is a predicted model, not a curated record.
ACGACAUGGAGACAAGUAUGACAGUCACUCCCUUGAGAUCUCGCAGCCGAUCACCAGCGAAUGCUCUCAUUCCGAAUCUGGGUGUUCAUGCAACUGGCUUGCAAUACUACACAAGAGCUUUGGUCGGUUCUAGUGUGUCUCCUACAUGGAGCAAAAUCAAUCAAUGGCUGCCUGCCCGAGGUGGAGAUACUGACUUUUGGUGGAAAGUCACGGGGUCCCAUCUAGCGAGCAUGCUCUGGCAGGCCGGAUACCCGCCAGAGACACAACUUGAGUACCUUCUCUUUCACCAUCAGGUCGUGGUACCCUACCUAGGCGCCACGCCUCUGUCUACUACGCGCCUGCCAUACAAGAGUUUCAUGACGGACGAUUUCUCGCCGAUAGAAUACAGCUGGAAAUGGAAGAAGGACCAAAAGCCAGAAGUACGGUUGAGUGUAGAAUUGAUUGGAGAUCGUUCUGGUACAGCUACGGAUCUGCACAAUCAAUGUCCCACUAAAUGUCUCUUCCAACAAUUGAGCGGCAUGAUGUCCAGCGUCGACAUGACAUGGUUUGACAGGUUCUUGGAGGACUUCAAGCCCCAGGUCGGCCAAGAUGACGAAAGCAUCGAAUGGGAAUCCUCCGUCUUCGCAGGCUUCGAAUUGGGUAAACAUGAGAUAGGCUUGAAAGCAUAUCUUGUUCCUCGAAGUCGAUCCUGCUGCGACAAAUUCCUAACCUCCGGGUUCAAGGAAGCAGUCUCCGCUGUUCGAGGCCGAAACUGCGAACUCGAUGCCUUCAGUACACUUACCUGGUUCUUACAGAAUGACCCAGAUGGUAGGAAUCUGAACAUGGUUCUGCUAGGCAUAGAUUGUGUCGAGCCAUCAAGAUCACGUAUGAAGGUUUACAUGCGUACUUCUGUGACCUCUUUGGCACAUACCAUUGCGAUAAUGUCCUUGGGUGGCAGACGAUGGCUAGGACCUUCAACACUCUCCGACGUGCGACAGCUCUGGACCUCGGUCCUAAAACUUGAUUCAGAAUUUCCGGAAACAGCAGAACUGCCCGUUAGGACACACCAGACGUCUGGUAUACUCUUCUAUUUCGACAUAAAACCAACUGCGACAAUCCCGGACGUCAAGGUGUACAUUCCAGUGCGUCACUACGGCGGGACUGACGCAGAAAUUUCCGCCGGACUACUGGCCUUCAUGAUGAGGAGGUUUGGGAGCAGGAACUGUGCUGAAUAUUUGGACAUGUUGCGUGGGUUUGCGAAACAAGAGGAGAUGAACCGGACAAAUGGGCUACAGACAUAUAUCUCUUUCUCAGUCGGGAAGAAUGGAGAGCUUGAUGUGACUUCCUAUCUUAGCCCCCAAGUUCACAAGAGAUUAGGAAAUUUGGGCGUUAAAUAGGCAAAGCACUGGAGAUAUAGCAAAGUAAGGUCAGAAGUCGAGAAAUCGCCCGCACAUAUGUCUAAUUCUUCUGAU